CACACUCUGUGAGCAGCUCCGCGAGAAGACACGGCGGAGAAAAGUCCGAAGAUUCCGUCAACUUGAGUGGGAUCUAAGGCUUCGCCAAGCAUGAAUGCGAUGCUCGACCAGAUCCUCCAAGGAUCCAACCCACAGGCAGACACCGAUUACUACCAGAUCAUCGGAUGCGACGAAACCGCUAACGAAGAACAGAUCCAGGCAGAAUACAAGCAGAAAGCCCUUCAACUGCAUCCUGACAGGAACCGAGACGACGCUGCUAAGCAACAGUUUCAACUGUUGCAGGAAGCACGGGAAGUGCUGCUCGACGCCGAGAUGAGAACCAAGUACGACCGGUGGAAACGCUCUGGACUCGCCGUGCCAUUCAAACAAUACGCCAAUGUCAACAAUAUUUCGUUCCACUGGGCGAGUCGUGCCACGAAAGAGCUGUCGGUCACCGACGGCUCCGUCGCAUCGCUAUCAAAGAAAGAAGAUAUGGAUUACGCGAGGCGACAAACAUUAACUGGGGCGGAGUCUUCGCUGAGCAACUGGAGGGCGCAGGGUGCGACCGCCGACGAACUCCUCAAAAAGUUCCGGAAUUACGAGAUUUAG
This is a messenger RNA of Galendromus occidentalis (western predatory mite), 588 nucleotides long. RefSeq names its product J domain-containing protein. Lineage: Eukaryota; Metazoa; Arthropoda; Arachnida; Mesostigmata; Phytoseiidae. The transcript is spliced from 3 exons. Gene Ontology annotation, cellular component: cytoplasm. The record is from RefSeq and is a predicted model, not a curated record. The coding region runs from base 91 to 588 and encodes 165 amino acids.